AUGAUUCCCGAUAAAUUACUUGAUUAUCAAUAUGAAUUAAAAUCAUUAGCAGAUGAUUUUCACCCAACAAAACAAAGGAAUCUGUCCGAUAACGACACCCAUGUUCGCACACAAAGUAAGACAACAUUAGACGGUCUUACAGCAGGUGAUACACUCCAUUCUGAUCGUGGUGUAUCAUCAUUGAAACAAUCUCUACGGGAAAUAGAUGAUGUAAUUAAUACUGUCCGGGGUCAAUUUGUUCUUGACAAAGAAGAUUCAACGCUACUUCGUUCUGAUCAAUUCGGUUCAAACACUAGUUUACACAUAGAAGAAAAUAGUCCUAAUCAUAUCGCACAGUCACCAUCAAUGGAUUAUCAUCAAUAUCAUUUGUCACGUAUGCCACCCUCGUAUCCAUCCUACACAUCAGCAUCAGGUUUUAAUCAAAUCGAUAAUCAUCGAGAUCCACGUUAUAUGGAUUCCUAUGGACGUUCGAUACCUAAUCCAUUACCAGCAAUCUUUCGUACUGCAGCCAUGACUUCAAAUACACCAAUGUCAUCGAAUUCAAAUCGAGGACAGCCAUUCAAUUAUCGUCCACCACCGCCACCAUCUUACAGUACAUACGAUACACCACGUAAUUACAAUAUGAACACGAUGUCAAGUGGCUAUAUUUCGGAUACAAACGAUGUUCAACGUUCGUCGAUUUCUCUUCGUCCAAUGGUCGGAUCCGGAUCAAAUUCAAAUAUCCGCCGUGUUGGUACUACACAACCACAACCACCACCACAAUCAUACUACACAUCGUCACCAGCAACACAAUAUAGAACAAAGAUUAUUUCAAGUAAUGAUCAAAGCUAUCACAGUGAUUCGGAAUGUGUUGGUCCUGGUCCGCGUUACACGAAAAUUAGUCGUCAAGCGAUUCCCAAUCGUCGGCCUAGUAAUGUUGUUUUACCAAUACGUUCAAUGACAAGCAAAGCUUACGAUGAAUAUGUACCACCUGAACCGCCGAGGCCACAACAACCACCAUUUGAUCUCUAUCGUUAUCAACAAGAACAACAACAACGUCUUGAACGAGAACAACGUGAACGAGAGCGGCAAGAGCAAUUACAACGACAACUAUACGAACAACAACAAGCUGCUGCUGCUGCUGCUGCUCAACUCAGAGCGCAGGAACAACGACGAAAAUCCGAUACGAGUAUCGAUCAUGAAAUUGGUGCUGAAUUGCUCAAAUCACCUAUUGCUAAUAAGAAACGUUAUGCUGACUCAAGUUUCUUCAGUACUCCAUUCAAUACUUAUCCAACUAUAGAAGAACAGAAGAAAAUGGCACGCAAAAUUGCUUCCAUACUCGAGGGAGGCGAUCCAACACAAAAAGGUGCCACUAAAUUUGAAAAACAACGUCAACGAGCAGAAAAGUACACUAUCGAAGGUGAAGCGACAACGCCAACAAUCAGUACAAGUAAUUUUCGACCAUUAAAUCCAAUCCAAACAAAUCCUUCAUCAUUCUCCAAUCAUCAACCACCGAGUUAUGAUCCAACCAAUGUGCCUGACUAUACGUANACUAAAUUUGAAAAACAACGUCAACGAGCAGAAAAGUACACUAUCGAAGGUGAAGCGACAACGCCAACAAUCAGUACAAGUAAUUUUCGACCAUUAAAUCCAAUCCAAUCUAAUCAUUCAUCAUUCUCCAAUCAUCAACCACCGAGUUAUGAUCCAACCAAUGUGCCUGACUGUAUCAAAAAUAGUCUAGAUCAAGCUCAAUAUAUGAAUCCAUUGCGAUACGUAGGUGCACCUGCUGAUUUCAAACAAAGACACAUGCAGGAACAUGUGACACAUACGAACGUUCCACCACAAGCGGCAAUGAGUAUAGUUAAUGAUCUGAUGAAUAAUCGUGGCAAAGGUGCUGCGUUGUUUCAAAAACGUAAAGCUCGCUCAGAAAAAUGGGUAGUGGAUGAAAAUAAUGUAAAAAAAUCCGGCUAUAAACCACAAACGCCAUCCUAUCUUAGCGAAACAACUAAACCAUGGGGGCAACAUGCACCAGCGUCUUGGUCUGGUGACGAAGGAACAUACUCUGGGCCAAGUUAUACACCAACUCGGCCGAAGUUUAAUCCUCCACCACCGGAAACAUCUUCCGUAUCUGAAUCGAUUCUAUCACCUCCACCGACACAAAAUGUUCCCCGGUUCGGCGAUUUCAAUGCUAAACCCAAAGGUUUUGGUAGUUGGAAUGCUGAAAAUAUAGCACCACAAACACCACGUUCAGCUAGCGACUCACGAAAGCCAGCCAAUCUAAACAUGGAGCCAAGUAUUCGCGAAGCAGGUAUUGCCGAGUCGCAUAUGCGAACUGCCUCUCAACCAUGGUCACCUUCAGCUAAUUCACAAUCGGUACUCUCUCCGACGCAACAACAAACGAACGACUUCUUUACUUUUCCAUCAUCGAAUGCUCUUUCAAAAUGGAAAAAUCAAGAAUAUUCACCGUGGAAUCAGUCGUACUCUCAAGAACAACAACAAUCGCAAAUCCCAAUGACUCGCGAUGGCGUUGAUCAGUUGCGUCAACGACUAACUCAGCAAGCCCCAUCGGCAGGAAAUCAGUCUUAUCAAUCGCACUCUUCCUUCAAUCCACGUAAUGAACCUAGUGUUGCUUAUCAUCCGUAUUCUUCAUCAUCGCAAGGAUCAGGACAACAGUACCAUUUUACUGAUCUCUAA
Messenger RNA from Adineta ricciae, 2673 nucleotides. NCBI's taxonomy places the organism in Eukaryota, Metazoa, Rotifera, Eurotatoria, Adinetida, Adinetidae. The record is from the annotation of a GenBank genome assembly.